CUCAUUUGCCUAAUAAUUCUGCACUCCCUGUAAAUGAUGACCUUCUUUCUUCGUGUAAAUAUUGCUGAUGAAAUGACCAUUUACUCAAGCAGAAAGCAUGCUCUAGUUGCUGUUGGCCCUCUGUUUGCAGCUAAGGGGCGAGUGGAGCUGCUCAAGACGAACCUGAGGGAGCUGGAGCUGGCCAGCGACGUGGACUUGGACAAGAUUGCUGAGCAGAUGGAGGGUUACACAGGAGCUGACAUCACUAACGUGAGCAGGGACGCAUCUCUGAUGGCCAUGAGGCGAAGGAUCAAAGGCCUCACUCCAGAGGAGAUGCGCAGACUUUCCCAGGAUGAGGUGGACAAGCCCAUCACCAUGGAGGACUUUGAGUCCGCUCUGAGGAAAGUGUCCAAAUCAGUUUCUGCAGCUGACCUGGAAAAGUAUGAAAAGUGGAUCGAAGAGUUUGGCUCCUGCUAAUAAAAUUUUAAGUGUGCAGCUUAGCGUAAGGCUUUGUGUUCCUGCUAACUGAAAUGUUUUCUCGGAUCUGAGAAAUGUGUCAGCUCUGGUGUAUCGAGCUGAUUGUUGAUACAAUUCAUUUUUGGACUUAAUCAUUUUAGUUGACUGGUCCUGAACAUGUUGCCAAAAUGUUCAAAUCGGAUAUAGCUGUUAGAAAAACUGACAAAACUAAGUCAGCAUUUACUGAAAUAAAAGGCCAAACAUGUUAUAUUAUUAGUUUAUUCUCAGUGUCGUUUUAUUGUCUUUGUGCUGGUGUAUCUGUCGGAUACAGAACCAGCCAAUUAAAUGUUGUUCCCUUUAUUGUUGUUCUUUUCACUUUGCACUUGAUUUUAUUUUAAACCGUAUGGCUCUAUAACACUUUUUCUUAUUAACA
Oreochromis aureus is the source of this 868-nucleotide messenger RNA. RefSeq names its product katanin p60 ATPase-containing subunit A1-like. Gene Ontology annotation, molecular function: ATP hydrolysis activity. Gene Ontology annotation, cellular component: microtubule cytoskeleton. Gene Ontology annotation, biological process: microtubule severing. Lineage: Eukaryota; Metazoa; Chordata; Actinopteri; Cichliformes; Cichlidae. The record is from RefSeq and is a predicted model, not a curated record. The transcript has 2 exons. Bases 34 to 456 code for a protein of 140 amino acids.